This is a messenger RNA of Folsomia candida, 1136 nucleotides long. Its product is annotated as transmembrane protein 68. Gene Ontology annotation, molecular function: acyltransferase activity. Bases 102 to 1031 code for a protein of 309 amino acids. Lineage: Eukaryota; Metazoa; Arthropoda; Collembola; Entomobryomorpha; Isotomidae. Gene Ontology annotation, cellular component: membrane. The record is from RefSeq and is a predicted model, not a curated record. The transcript is spliced from 6 exons.
UACAUUAAUUUCUUAUAUAGAUUUUUUCAGUUGGGAUAUUACGACAUUGCUGAGCAGAGUGAAAAUUAACUGGUGCAAUAUAUACCUUCAAUUAAGCCGCUAUGCUGGGCCCCUUUGUGGACUUAAAUAUUGACUACUUCAGAUGGAUAAAGUGGUCAAUCACCAUAAUCUUGAUCCCUUACAUUCUGCCAGCAUUUAUUGCCAUAUUUUUUACCCUUAGUUCCUUGUACGCAUAUAUUUAUCAGAUUUUUAGCAGGAAUAAGGCUGAAUUAAAUUCAAGUGGACAAAAUACCUGCGGCCCAUGGCAUAUAUUUCUGUCCAGAAUUUGGAAUGCACAAGCCCGUUUAUGGCACGGUUAUGAGGUCGAAGGACUUGAAAAUAUUCCAGCAGAUGGGCCCGCAAUUAUUGUCCAUUACCAUGGCGCCGUACCAAUCGAUGUUUACUAUUUAAUCGCCAAAUGCAUCACAGAUCUUGGACGGUUGUUAAGUGUUGUUUCGGAUCGUUCAUUAUUUAAAAUUCCUGGCUGGGGUCCACUUCUACAAUUCAUUAAAGCAACCCCUGGAGGGUUUGACACCUGUAUGGGGAUUUUAAACGAGGGAAACAUCCUUAUAAUUGCACCCGGUGGGGCGUACGAACUGCAGUUCAGCGACAGCAAUUAUGAACUGAAAUGGAAAAAUCGAGUAGGCUUUGCAAAAUUGGCAUUGGCUGCCAAAGUGCCCGUAAUACCCAUGUUCACCAAAAAUAUUCGCGAAGGAUACCGAAAUCUUACGUGGGGUUAUAGAUUUAGACACUGGUUUUACGCCACCACGAAUCUCACUUUUGUCCCGAUGUAUGGAUUUUUCCCCGUCAAAUUGAAAUCUUAUAUUGGAAAGCCGAUAUUGUAUGAUGGGAAUAAGUCGCCAGAAAUGCUGGCGAAACAGGUCGCAAUGUCUAUCGAAGACAUUAUUAAGAAUCAUCAACGCAUCCCGGGAAGCAUUCUGCAUGCAUUUGCAGAAAGAUGGCUAACCUCAUCUCAAGAGAAGACGGAAUGAUUUCCCAACUGUGUAGGAAUAGCUCAGAUAAUAAAUACAUGUAUUUCUAGUAAAUCACACGAAAUCUCGUUGUGCAAAUAAAUUUAAAAAACAAUAUGGCGAUAC